AUGAUUAAACGUUGCGUGAAAUGUUUCCGAGCUAGACCAAAAUUAGCUGAGCAUAAAAUGGGCAUCGAUUAUUACGGACCUUUUUACAUAAAGGAAAAGAAAUAUCGAAAUCACAAAAGGAUAAAAACGUACGUCGCUGUGUUUAUAUGUAUGUCAUCAAAGGCUAUACACAUUGAAGUAGUUAGCGACUUGACCAUUGAUACCUUCUUAGGAGCUUUGAGACGCGCUAAAAACAAAUUAUAUGAAUUAUAUGCUCUCGCGAAUUCGGACGGUUUCAAAACGACGGUAAACAAUUAUGCUAGUAAUAAUGGCAUCGAAUUUCAUUUCAUUCCACCUUCCUCGUCAUACUUCGGGGGAUUGUGGGAGGUUGGAGUGAAAUCAUACAAGCAUCAUUUUACAACAGUUGCAUACAAUCAUGUUCUAACAUUUGAAGAGUUCUACACUCUCUCUUUGGAAAUUGAAUUGAUACUCAACUCGAGACCUCUUACGCCCAUUCCCACUGAUACAAAUGAUUUGUCCGCCUUGACAGCGGGUCAUUUCUUGAUUGGAGACUCAUUAAUCGCACUACCCGAACCUGAUUAUACACCCUUACCUUCAAACCGAUUGUCUGCUUGGCAAUUAAUAACAAAGAUACGAGAAGAUUUUUGGAAAAGAUGGAGUACAGAAUAUUUGAAUGAGGUGAAUGUAAGGCGAAAGUGGAACUGUAAAACUAAGAAUCCUGAAGAAGGUACAAUUGUCAUUAUCAAAGAUGAUAAUACUCCAACAAUGCAACGGCCCUUAGCUAGAAUAACUCAACUUCACAAGGGCAAGGACGGCAUAGUACGAGCAGUGACUCUGAAAACAGCAAAUGGUGUUGUGAAGAGGACAGUAAAAAAAAUUGCAAUUCUGCCGAUUGCCAGCGAUUGA
Molecule: messenger RNA, 906 nt
Organism: Phymastichus coffea
Lineage: Eukaryota; Metazoa; Arthropoda; Insecta; Hymenoptera; Eulophidae
Exons: 3
Coding region: 1-906 (301 amino acids)
Molecular function (GO): nucleic acid binding
Source: RefSeq, a predicted model, not a curated record